This is a messenger RNA of Myripristis murdjan (pinecone soldierfish), 6860 nucleotides long. RefSeq names its product anoctamin-1-like. Bases 1 to 2928 code for a protein of 975 amino acids. Gene Ontology annotation, biological process: chloride transmembrane transport. Gene Ontology annotation, molecular function: protein dimerization activity; intracellularly calcium-gated chloride channel activity. The record is from RefSeq and is a predicted model, not a curated record. The transcript has 25 exons. Gene Ontology annotation, cellular component: plasma membrane. NCBI's taxonomy places the organism in Eukaryota, Metazoa, Chordata, Actinopteri, Holocentriformes, Holocentridae.
AUGGCAGAGGAGGGAGAAGAGAGCCCUGGCUUCCCUCCAGCCUCCAGCUCCAAUCGACAGCCUCCACAUUUUCUACAAGAUGUCAUCUUCCACGGCAAGUUUAAACUGCUGAAAGCUCUGACUCCAGAGGUGAACACCCAGUCCCAGCAAGGCCUCUACUUCCAGGACGGCCAGCGCCGUGUCGACUACGUCCUCACCUACCAUGUCAAGAAGCCCAGCGGGGGGCGUCACAGUCGACAGUCGGCCCGUCUGCUCACUGACAACGCCUUUGCCCGGAGCCUCCGCCGAGGCCCCCGAGCCCAUGACAAACACCGGCAGCAUUACGAAACAGAGGAGGGGGGAGACUCAUCGCCAUCCACGCCGUCGUUGCCGGUGGCCGACGUGGAGCUGGGAUGCCAGGGAGAGAGCCUGGACUACCAGGAGGAUGACAAGAGGUUCAGGAGAGAGGAGUUCGAGGGGAACCUCAGAGACAUGGGGCUAGAGCUGGAGAAGGACGAGGAUACCAAGACUCCAGGCAUUGGCUUUGUUAAGAUUCAUGCUCCCUGGAGUGUUCUCUGUCGAGAGGCCGAGUUUAUGAAGCUGAAGAUGCCAACCAAGAAAGUGUAUGAGGUGAAGCAGUCCAGCAGUGUUGUAGAAAAGAUCAACUCGUUGAUCAGUAAAGUUUCGGAGCCUCUCCACCCACAUGUGGAAGAAAGCCAAACCAAGAACAUCAAACACCUGUCGUACACUUUCUCCAGGGAAAAGCAACACCUGUUUGAUCUGUCAGACAAAGACUCCUUCUUCGACAGUAAAACCAGAAGUUCCAUAGUGUUUGAAGUAUUAAAACGAACAAAAUGCACAAAGGCCAAGUACAGCAUGGGCAUCACCAGCCUCCUGGGCAGCGGCGUGUACACUGCAGCCUACCCGCUUCACGAUGGAGAUAUUGACGGGGAGAACGUGGAGCCCAAUGACAGGAAGCUGCUGUAUGAGGAGUGGGCCAGCUACAGUGUCUUCUACAAAUACCAGCCCAUCGGCCUUGUCCGGAAGUAUUUUGGUGAGAAGAUUGGCCUGUACUUUGCCUGGCUCGGUCUCUACACCCAAAUGCUGAUUCCUGCCUCUGUAGUGGGAGUCAUUGUUUUUCUGUAUGGAUGCGCUACUGUUGACGACAACAUCCCCAGCAUGGAGAUCUGCCACCCAAAGAACAACAUCACCAUGUGUCCUCUGUGUGACCAAGCCUGCAGCUACUGGAAGCUGAGCACCGCCUGUGGGACAGCCAGGGCCAGCCAUCUAUUCGACAACCCCGCCACGGUCUUCUUCUCCAUUUUCAUGGCUUUAUGGGCGGCCAUGUUCAUGGAGCACUGGAAGAGGAGACAGAUGAGACUCAACUACGAGUGGGACCUGACCGGCUUUGAAGAUGAGGAGGAAGCUCUCAAGGACCACCCGCGGGCCGAGUACGAGUUUAAGGUCAUGCAGAAAUCCCUGAAGAAGGAGCACAAGUCGCAGCAGAAGACAGAAAAGGAGAAGCUGACAUGCCAGGACCGCCUCCCUGCCUACAUGACCAACAUUGUCAUGAUGCUGUUAAUGGUCGGUGUUACCUUUGCCAUUGUGUUUGGUGUGAUCCUCUACCGGAUCUCCACCAAAGCAGCUCUCCAUAUGAGCUCCAAUCCCAUCACGCGGAACCAUGUCCGGGUGACAGUCAAAACCACAGCAGCCAUCAUCAACCUGGUGGUCAUCCUCAUCCUGGACGAGGUGUAUGGGGCGGUGGCUCGGUGGCUGACGGUGUUAGAGGUUCCAAAGACAGACAAGAGCUUCGAGGAGCGUCUCAUCUUCAAGACCUUCAUUCUCAAAUUUGUCAACGCAUUCACACCCAUCAUCUACAUAGCCUUCUUCAGGGGAAGGCUGGUGGGCAGACCAGGUAGCUACCUGUAUGUGUUUGAGUCGUACAGGAUGGAGGAGUGUGCCCACGGGGGCUGUCUGAUGGAGCUGUGCAUCCAGCUGAGCAUCACCAUGCUGGGAAAGCAGCUCAUCCAGAACAAUCUGUUUGAGAUCGGAGUACCCAAGCUGAAGAAGCUGAUCCGUUAUAUCCGGUCGAAGCACGGGACUUUCCAGGAGGAGGAGCGGGAGAAGAAGCUGCAGAGAUAUGAGAUAGACCACUUCCUCGAACCAUUUGCUGGGUUGACUCCCGAAUAUAUGGAAAUGAUCAUCCAGUUUGGCUUUGUGACGCUGUUUGUGGCGUCCUUUCCCCUGGCGCCGCUCUUCGCCCUGCUCAACAACAUCAUCGAAAUCCGACUGGACGCUAAGAAGUUUGUGGCGGAGCUGCGGAGGCCUGUGGCAGCCAGAGCCAAAGACAUCGGAAUAUGGUACAACCUGCUGAGGGGGGUGGCAAAAGUGGCUGUCAUCAUCAAUGCCUUCGUCAUCUCCUUCACCUCAGACUUCAUCCCCCGGCUGGUCUACCAGUACAUGUACAGCCCCGAUGGCUCCAUGUACGGCUUUGUCAACCACACUCUGUCCUAUUUUAAUGUCAGCCACUUCCAGGAUGGCAAGGUGCCCAGGGACCCGCUGCACCUUGGUUAUCCAGUGGAGAUCUGCAGGUAUAAGGACUACAGGGAGCCUCCUUGGUCGGCCACUCCCUAUGAGAUCUCUAAGGAGUUCUGGGCCGUGUUGGCUGUGCGACUGGCCUUCGUCAUCGUCUUCCAGAAUGUGGUGAUGCUAAUGAAUGACAUUGUGGACUGGCUGAUCCCUGACAUCCCCAAAGACAUCAGCCUGCAGAUCCACAAGGAGAAGAUCCUGAUGGUGGAGCUCUUCAUGAAGGAGGAGCAGGGCAAGAUCCACAUGCUGGACAGCAUGACGUCUGUGGGAAGCAAGGAGAACAGCAGCAGCAGCAACAACCACAGCCCGGCGCCGCGGCCUCGCGCUGGACUGCACACCAACAACACCAACAGCUUCUGACAGCAGCAGCAGGAAAUCACAAACGAUUCCUAAUUGGCAAGCUAAUGCCUGUAUACUGGCAGGCCACCCUAGCCCAGGCCUCCCAGUAACACAGGCAACCAGACUGAGCAAAAUCUGUGUCCUUAUUCCAGAACAUUCCAACCAAUGGGAGAGCACAAUAGCUGUUAGAUUAGCCAAUCAGAGAGGAGCUUUUAAGGGGUUUUAACUCGUAGUGUCUGUCUUAGCUUACAUGUUUUCUCCACCAAUCCACACGUCACGGUUCAGUGCGUUCACACCCCGACUGCCAACAUGUUUAGCACUAUGAUGAUGCUACGGAUGAUAUUAUUAUGUAUUCUUAGCCAAUACCUAUUUUUCUAUGAUAAAGUCCAAUAGCACAACCCGGCCAAACUCCUCCUGUCUGUUGUUCUUCACUAAAUCUACCACCAGGCAGAGACUGGGAGUCAGAUGUGGGGGCACGCGUCCAGUAAGAAAUCACACCGAGCUUGACCACGAGGCUUUUCAGGGUCCACAAAAGUUUGAUCCAUAUUUAAUCUAAAGAAUUUCAAUUUCAGUUAAAAUACUUGGCAAGCCACUUCUUUAACAAAUACCUUUUAUACAGUUUUUUAACAUUGCAAAUAUUAGUAAAUGAGGCCAUGUUUCUCAUUCAGCAUUGGCUAAAAUCUGCCACUGCACAGUUACUGAAGAGAGAGGGCUUUUGUUCAAAUCCAGCAAAUCAUGGGCUGGUGGCCUGGUCUCAUGCUCCUCUCAUGUUCCUGAACGGCAGAUUACAUCUGAAACUCAAGAAAGUAAAAAUCAGGUCUGUAAAAUGUUCCAUCACGUAUUCUCCUAAGUAGCUCCAGCCUCCUGCUGGCCAUGUGCAGACAGGUGACAAAGGAAAUGCCAACACAGUGUCUUGGUCAGGUGUUCGGCCACCGGGAGCUUCAGCACGCCUCGACAUGGAGUCUACAGAUCUGUGAAACUCUGCUGGAGACAUGGAGCACCAUCCUUCCACGUGAUGCAAUACAUGGAGAUAUUCUGGUAGGCCUGCAGUGUGUGAAGCCCUCGUAAUGAGGACAAAUGCGCAUAUGAGAGUUCACUGGUGCAGAACCAUUGGCACUGGUCUAGAGAAAGGUUGGAGGCAGGUCUGUGGUCAGAUGAGUCAUCCUUUACCAUGUUCUCCACUAGUGGGUGGAAGCAUGUGUGGUGUCCACCAGGAGACGAGGUCUGGCUCUGUUAUCCUCUGGGCAACAUUUUCCACCUGUCCCCCUUUGUCCUGUUGGUAAAUCAUGAUGCUGUGGCCUUCACAUCCCACCCCAGCUGAGCAUGGGAGUGACAUAUUAGACUCUGCCAUCAUCACCACACCGAAUGAGGCGAUAUCUUUUGUAAGAAUGGAGCUCCAUCCCUCCAGCAGAGCUCCAGAGGCUCGGUGAGUUUCUGCUGAGGAGCCCUGAAGCUGCUCUGGCAGCUCAUGGUGGCCCAACACUUUUUUUCUUCUCAUAUUUAACAGGUGAAAAUUGGAGUUAUUUUAUCCUACGAUAUUAUAUUUUGCCUCUGUAAUUACUGUCAUUUCAUGAUACUGUACAAAACAAUAAUCAAAAACAACCACAGAUAGUAAAUGUAUACAUGUUUAUACCACCUGUAAACAUUUUGUUCCUCAGAAUGACCUGUUUCCUGUGUGUGAAACACUUUUUCACUUUUUCCCCAAUAUUUACCUUCUUAUAUCCAGUAUUUUCCUGCUCACAAUGCUCUGGUUGCCCUGCAGUAACCAGGUCACCCAACAGUCGCUGCUCAGCUUAUGAUUUACUUUCACAGUGAGAAAUAUCACUGGAGGUGUUUGGAGGUACAAAACAGACCCAACUGCCCCGCUGGGCCUGCUGAUGGCGCUAGAGAGAAAGCCAUGAGGUCAGCUAGAUGGCCAGGUUUCAUCCUCCAGUCAACAUGAAAACAGCCACCACUGCCACUGUUACAUUAUUUUUUGAGAUUAGAGCUCAGGAUUAAAAAUUUCAUCCUCUAGGUAAUGUGAAUGAUGGAAAAUUCAUAGCGAUCUAGCAAAGAGAUGUGGACGUACGCUGCUCUGGACAAGCCUGAUGUUCAGACUGAAUGACCAUUCCAGUUCCACUCCAUUAUUCAGUCUGAAACUGCCUGACCUCUGCAGCUGCAGGGACGUGAAACCUGCUGAACAGUCACAGUGACAGGUGGACCCGCCCACUGUGAUGCUGCGUUCCCCAGCUCACGGUGCUGUUGCAGCCUGUCUUAGCAAUGCUGACGCUCACUGCCAUUUAUGCCAAGUUAGCCUGCUGGUGAAAGCGGUUAUAACAAAUUACAGUUCUGUGUUGCCAAAAAGCCGAAUGAAAAACAUGGACAACUCAGUGAAGUUGGGCUCAUUCUAACUGUGGGUCCUCUCCAGCAGAAAGGUUGAACCAAAACUUUAAUCCAAUUCAACUUAAGGAGACAAAGCCCUUCAGACACAAACAUCCUCCCAUCUUCCCCUGCCGUUGCCCUGCUGUCACUGUUUUUACUUCUCCAUUUCAAAUGAUGUCAGCAGCAGCGUCUGUAACUUCACUGUCCAUGUAUUGUCUGGUGUUUAGAGCGGAGUUUAAUUUGGACAAACAGGGUGAAUGUGGAGGAUCUCCAGCGCCCCCGCUGGUGGGGAUGGGGUUUACACCGAUAACACGGCUGGGUUCUUACAGUAAAUUUUCACCUCGUGCCACUUUAAUGAGACUUACUAGCACCUCCUUUUUGUCACAACAUUGUCACCUGAGCGCCCUAAAAUUAGCCGCGGCGUGCCUCCAUCAGCUGACUCCUGCUCCUCCCUGCCCUCCUCGUCAGACGGAGCGUGCUCCUCCUCUCCAGGAGCCACAGUCACACCAGGAGCUCAGCUUAAAACCAACAGUCCACUGCCUUUUCCCAGACAGGAUGGAAACCACAUGGGUUUAGCUGCUCCUCUCUGUCUAGAUCUGAAGCAUCAGCUUAGACAUUUCUAUCUAAAUAAUAAAUACAGGAUAUUUUUCAUAUGUUAAUGCUUUGAUUACAUUUUCUUUAUUUAAGUUUUGGAAUUUAAAAUACUGUCACUUAACGAUUAUGCCUAUAAUAGACUUGGGGAUAUAAUGAGAUCCGUUUUUAGCAAAUGUUUUGUUCUUUUUUUUUUUUAAUAGAUGAUGUGUAAGAGGUGACUGGGUGGCAUUUUGUUUUCAGUGUCUGUUGAGUUUAUGUUCAGGGUUCAGGGUAAGCGCUCACGUUGAUCAGAGGAACAGCAGAGAGGAUGUGACCGGCUGCCUGGUUUGGUGGUUCGGUCUGAGCCGGGUCCUGGAGCCGAGCUGCAGACCGGCUCCCUGAGGGUUAGAAGGAGUCGGUGUGGAAAGUGAAUGAAUGAAUGAACAUAGUGAACAUGUUGAGGCUCCACAUGAUGGACAGACACCACAGGGGCUCAAGCUUUACUUGUUUAUCUUUACUUUUUUAAAUACAAGUUUCCUGUCAGCUAAUGUCUUAAUCACAGCCUUCCCAUGUAUCUGAAGAGGAAACUGGCUCUGAUUUUCAACUUAGAGUUCACUUUUUUUUUUUUUUCAUGACCCAUUCUGUUAGGAAUCAUAUUUUACUGGAUGCUUUGUAAAUGCUGCCUCUCAAAACGCCGCUGCAUCUGCAAAGUUUAAUAACAGCAUUUUGUAACUAUUCUUUAUUUGGGCUGUUAGUCGUCUGAAAAAGACCAUUUCCAUCCUGCCGUCAUCCUUCCAUCUGCUGGACACACAAACGUCCCAGUGCUGGUUUCUCUGUUCCAACCACCACUGCUCUCUCUGCCUCCUCUGUGUCCAGCUCAUGUAUUCAUCAGUGGAUGUUAACAUUUCAGAUUAGCAUUAUAGUCUACUGUACUGAGAUUCUGUAGUAAAAUGUGUAGGAGAUAAAAGCCGAUUCUGUUUUGAUGUGUUGCUGAGUAAAUAAUGAAAUAAAAAUUAAUG